Pararge aegeria (speckled wood butterfly) is the source of this 1870-nucleotide messenger RNA. RefSeq names its product isocitrate dehydrogenase [NADP], mitochondrial-like. Gene Ontology annotation, cellular component: mitochondrion. Bases 136 to 1443 code for a protein of 435 amino acids. The record is from RefSeq and is a predicted model, not a curated record. Gene Ontology annotation, biological process: isocitrate metabolic process. The transcript has 8 exons. Gene Ontology annotation, molecular function: NAD binding; magnesium ion binding; isocitrate dehydrogenase (NADP+) activity. Lineage: Eukaryota; Metazoa; Arthropoda; Insecta; Lepidoptera; Nymphalidae.
UAAUUUUAUUUUAUACGUAUACAGGCGACUGACACGUAUACACGCAAAGUCGUGAGUGUAAAAUUAUAAAAAAAACUGAUUAGAUUACAUACAGCACUUCUUUUUCAGUAUUGUAACUGAAAGAGUGUUAUAAGCAUGGCAGGAAAUAACGCAAAGCGUUUGCUUAAAUAUGUGUCUGAACAAACUGUUAUAUCAGCAAGAAAUUAUGGCACAGCCCAAAGGGUGGUGGCUUCAAAGCCUGUUGUGGAAAUGGAUGGUGAUGAGAUGACUCGUAUCAUAUGGGAGAAAAUUAAGGAGAAACUUAUCUUCCCUUAUGUCAAGCUAGAUUGCCUUUACUACGAUCUCGGUCUACCCCAUCGUGAUGCAACUGACGAUCAAGUUACCAUCGACGCGGCGCAUGCAAUACUCAAACACAAUGUCGGCAUCAAAUGCGCUACAAUUACGCCCGAUGAACAGAGAGUCGAAGAGUUCAAAUUAAAGAAAAUGUGGCUCAGUCCGAACGGGACAAUCCGUAAUAUUUUGGGUGGUACUGUUUUCCGCGAACCCAUACUGUGCAAAAGCAUUCCGCGUGUUGUGCCUGGAUGGACAAAAGCAAUUGUCAUCGGUCGUCACGCCCACGGCGAUCAGUACAAGGCACAAGACUUCCUGGUGUCGAAACCAGGCAAGGUGGAGAUGGUCUAUACAGCGGAAGAUGGUUCAAUCGAGAAGCGCGUCUUAUAUGAUUUUAAAACACCUGGUGUUGCCUUAGGAAUGUAUAACACUGAUGAAUCUAUAAGAUCCUUUGCACACUCCAGUUUUCAGGUUGCAUUGCAAAAGAAAUGGCCUCUAUACUUGUCCACUAAGAACACAAUCCUUAAGCGUUACGACGGCCGUUUCAAAGACAUUUUCCAAGAAAUAUUCGACAGUGACUAUAAGAAACAGUUCGACGAUGCAAAAAUCUGGUACGAGCACCGUCUAAUUGAUGACAUGGUGGCCCAAGCUAUUAAGGGCUCCGGGGGUUUUAUUUGGGCUUGUAAGAAUUAUGAUGGUGAUGUCCAGUCGGAUAUCGUUGCACAGGGAUACGGAUCGCUCGGCAUGAUGACUUCAGUGCUGAUGUGCCCGGACGGUCGCACUGUGGAAUCCGAAGCGGCUCAUGGAACCGUUACACGUCACUACCGCAUGCAUCAACAGGGGAAGCCCACGUCCACCAAUCCUGUUGCUUCUAUCUACGCAUGGACGAGAGGUCUCAUCCACCGCGCUAAACUUGAUGGCACACCCGAACUUGAACGAUUCGCCAAUUCUUUGGAAGAGGCUUGCGUCGAGUGUAUAGACAGUGGCAAGAUGACGAAGGAUUUAGUCAUUUGCAUCCAUGGCAUGGCCAACACUAAAGAGGGGAUGUUCUUGAACACAGAAGAUUUCCUUCAAGCGAUCGCAGACCAGCUAGAGCGCAAACUUGCCAAGUAAAUUCAACUUGUAGUUAGAACAAAAUAGAUAAUGGAAGUAGCUAAGAACGAUUUUUCUUUUUCGAAUUCUGAAUUAGUAAAUGUAUUAUAUUCAUAUUAUAUGUAUUCCAGCUACUGUACAAUCACUAAUCAUGUAACAUUUUUUGGACCAUGCGUUUUUAUCAUAAUUAAUUGCAUUUUUAUUGUUAGUUAAAAUAUUUUUUUUUACUUUUUCACGAAAGAGUAUCUACUCUUUGUAGAUGUUUUGAUUUUUUUUGGCAGCAUUUGUAAAAAAAGUUGGUUCAGGUGCUUGUGUUACAUGCAUGGAUUGUAUUAGAGUAUAUUAUAUAUAUUUUGAAGACUGUUAAAUAAUCGCUGUGCCAGUAUCACAAAUAUUUUAAUCACCACUUGUUUUAAAUGCAAAACCUUUAUUUGUAAGUUUUACACAA